Messenger RNA from Asparagus officinalis (garden asparagus), 1705 nucleotides. Its product is annotated as alanine--glyoxylate aminotransferase 2 homolog 3, mitochondrial-like. The transcript has 9 exons. The coding region runs from base 62 to 1483 and encodes 473 amino acids. NCBI's taxonomy places the organism in Eukaryota, Viridiplantae, Streptophyta, Magnoliopsida, Asparagales, Asparagaceae. The record is from RefSeq and is a predicted model, not a curated record. Gene Ontology annotation, molecular function: transaminase activity; pyridoxal phosphate binding. Gene Ontology annotation, cellular component: mitochondrion.
AGAGAAAGCAAAGGACAGAGAGAUUUGAAAGAGAAGAUUUUCUGAAUAGGGUGAGAGCAAAAUGAUGAGAAGGGUCCUAAGAAAAACUUUUUCGGGUGUUGGGCUGAGAAGAAACUUUUCCCGUGGUGCUGCUGCUGCAGAAUUAGAGAAUAACAAUGCGGUCGUACCGAAAAUGCCUCCGUUUGAUUACACCCCUCCUCCUUACAGUGGGCCUUCGGGUGACGAGAUCUUGAAGAAGCGGUCUGAGUUCCUCAGCCCCUCGCUUUUCCAUUUCUACAAAAAGCCUUUGAAUAUUACCGAUGGGAAGAUGCAAUACUUAUUCGAUGAAGAAGGACGCCGCUACCUUGAUGCUUUUGCAGGGAUUGCAACAGUUUGUUGUGGGCAUUGUCAUCCUGAAGUCAUUGAUGCCAUCAUCAAUCAAACAAAGCGCUUGCAACAUUCAACAGUUGUAUAUCUAAAUCACACCAUCGCAGAUUUUGCUGAGGCAUUAGCUUCCAAGAUGCCUGGUGAUCUCAAGGUUGUUUUCUUUACGAAUUCGGGUACAGAAGCAAAUGAGUUGGCUAUGAUGAUUGCUAGGCUUUAUACUGGGUGCAAUGAUAUUAUAUCGCUUAGAAAUUCAUACCAUGGAAAUGCAGCUGGAACAAUGGGGGCAACUGCUCAGUCCAAUUGGAAAUUUAACAUCAUACAGGCAGGAGUACACCAUGCACAAAACCCAGAUCCAUAUAGAGGUAUUUUUGGUUCUGAUGGUGAAAAAUAUGCUAAGGAUGUACAGGAAAUUAUCGACUAUGGAACUUCUGGACAAGUUGCAGGUUUCAUUUCUGAAGCCAUACAGGGGGUUGGUGGUGUAGUUGAAUUAGCAGCGGGCUAUCUGCCUGCUGCAUAUAAGAGUAUCAAAAAAGCUGGAGGUCUCUGUAUAGCCGAUGAAGUUCAGUCAGGAUUUGCACGAAUAGGGAGCCAUUUCUGGGGGUUUGAGAGCCAAGAUGUGAUGCCUGACAUUGUUACAAUGGCAAAGGGUAUUGGAAAUGGAAUACCUCUGGGUGCAGUGAUUACCACUCCAGAGAUAGCAGAGGUCUUGACACGUCGAAGCUACUUCAAUACAUUUGGGGGUAAUCCUGUGUGUACUGCUGGAGGGCUCGCUGUUCUUAAAGUCAUCGAAAAAGAGAGGCUUCAAGAAAAUGCAUGUGUUGUAGGGUCUUAUUUGAAAGAUCGUCUCAAGGCACUCCAGAAGAAGCAUGAGAUAAUUGGAGAUGUGAGGGGAAGAGGCCUGAUGCUUGGAGUUGAAUUGGUAUCAGACCAUCAACUGAAAACUCCGGCAAAAGCUGAAGUCUCACAUGUCAUGGACCAAAUGAAAGAAAUGGGUGUGCUAGUUGGUAAGGGUGGAUUCUAUGGGAAUGUAUUCAGAAUAACACCCCCUCUCUGCUUCACCAAGGAAGAUUCUGACUUCUUCGUUGAUGUCAUGGAUCUUGCAUUAUCAAAGCUGUGAAGGCUCCAUCUCUGGCCCUGUUGCUUUCGGUGCUGAAUCAUGAGAUUCAAACAUAUAACGAUUUUGUACAUGAUCACAAUUUGUGGGACAUGCAACUUACCAGAAAAGUCCAUCUUUGUAUAUUCGCUCGCUUAUAUGUUAUAUGAGUGAAAAAAAAUGCUGUUUCACGUAGGUGAACACUGAUCUUUGUUAUAAGUAAAAAGAUGUUGUGGGUUCCUUCCA